AUGAACAACCAGUUAGUGAGUGUUCAACUGGAAGAUUAUGUAAAAUAUAAAUCUAUUCAAAAAGAAAUUGAGUUGAUAGUAAAAGAAAAUAUAGUAAUAGAAGAAGAAAUACAGUCACGAGAGAAAGAGAUUGAAUAUUAUACUAAUAUGUUAAAAGAAAAAGAUGAAGAGAUUUCGUUGUUAUUUUCACAAACGAUCCAAACAAAAAGUGAGAAUGAAGUUAUUUCAGCAAAAUGUGAGAUAUUAAAAAAACAGUAUAAAGAGAUGAAUGAACCAUCAGAAGACUAUGAGACUAAAAAACCAAGAAGAGGUGUUGAACGAAAAAGGAAAGAUAAAAAAGAAAAACCUAAGAAUUUGAUUGAGAAGAUUGUGUCUGAAGAUAUUGUCAAAGCAAAAACACCAAAACCAAAUGAAGAAAUAGGUAAAUCAUGGGUUAUGGAAGGUUCAUCUCUACUCAAUGAUGAAUUUGGUGAAAGUGAUGAAAGUGAGAUUUCUACUGAAAAAACAAAACGUGUAAGAGAAAGAAAAAAGAAAGGAAGAGAUAAAAGAGAACGAAAAACUCGUCAAAUUAAGGAAGUAAAAGACUUUUCAUCUGAAUCAAAUGAAGUCCGACCAGAACCAAAAGAAGAGAUAAAAGAGGAAGUAAAAAUGGAAGAAGACGAAGAAGAAUGGGAAGUUUCUACAACAACAUUUGGAUCAUUACCAAUUCCUUUUAUCGUAAAUUAUAGUCUCAUUAUGGAAAUAAUAGGAAAUAAAUUUGAAAAACGAGAAGAUGUAGUAAUUUAUAAAGGUUAUCCAAGUAUUUUAACUUUAUCAUUAUUCAAAGAGUUUAGUAAGUUAAUCGAAUUAGGAGAUCUUAGUGAUACAACUGGUCUUAAUAAAAAUAAAGAAGUUUUAGAAAAGGCGUUAGACUAUUUUGAAAAAUGUAUUAAUUAUUUAGAACAAAAACGUAUCGCAAAAGGGUUGUCAAGGAAUCUCGUUAUCACAAAAGACAAGACCUCACAUGUUCAAUUCAUUGGUGCUGGGAAAAAGAAGUAA
Entamoeba dispar SAW760 is the source of this 1038-nucleotide messenger RNA. RefSeq lists its product as uncharacterized. Lineage: Eukaryota; Evosea; Mastigamoebida; Endamoebidae. Bases 1 to 1038 code for a protein of 345 amino acids. The record is from RefSeq and is a predicted model, not a curated record. The transcript has a single exon.